Mycetomoellerius zeteki is the source of this 1342-nucleotide messenger RNA. RefSeq lists its product as uncharacterized. NCBI's taxonomy places the organism in Eukaryota, Metazoa, Arthropoda, Insecta, Hymenoptera, Formicidae. The record is from RefSeq and is a predicted model, not a curated record. The transcript is spliced from 6 exons. Bases 69 to 1283 code for a protein of 404 amino acids.
GAAAGAAAAAAAUGAAAAGAUCGGAAUAAGUGAAGAAAACCAGUUGGAAAAACAUAGAGAGAAAACGAAUGGCCCUAGAGACGUUGACAUGGCUAAAUCUAAGCUUUGUGGAGAAGAUCCUGCGAAAAUCAGAAGAAGACGGUUCGAUUCAGGUGAUUGAUAUGUCUUCAAAACCAGCCACGAACAAAGGUGACAAUUAUCUUAGCGACAUGAUCAGGAUUACGGUUGAAUUUUCACGUAAUCAAAGCGGCCGUGAGAUUAAAGAGAAAAAAUCUAUUAUUGUCAAACUCUCGCCUAUAAUCGAAAGUGUUCGACAAAAAUUCAUCACACAAGCAGGUUAUUUUCAAACAGAAAUAUUAAUGAUGUCAGAUACCUUGGAUAAAAUGAAUAAGUUGUUAGGGCCUAAGUACCGUUUAAGUGGGAGAAGCCUAUACGUGCAAAAUGAAAAUCCAACACUUCUCGCGAUAGAAGAUCUCAUGUCUCUUGGCUUUCGAAUGGCCGAUCGUUUGUCUGGUCUUGACCUAGCUCAUUCCGUAUUGGCGUUUCAAGGACUUGCCAGGUUUCACGCAGCCUCUGUUGCCGUAUGUGAGAAGGAAUCAAAGCAAAAAGAAUAUUCGAAAGGAAUGUUUUACCAUCAGCAUCCGCCAGAACUGCAAGCUUUUUUCAUUAUGGGUACUAAAGCUUUAGCAGAUGAAAUUGCAAACUGGCCAGAAGUGAAAAAAUACUCGGAAAAAAUUGCUAAACUCUCCAAUCACGUAUAUCAAAUAGCAGAAGAUGCAAUCAAGCCCUUUGAGGAUGAAUUUAAUGUUAUUAAUCAUGGUGAUUGUCACCUGAACAAUAUGUUGUUCAAAUACGACAAUAAUGGCAAACCUACAGAUCAGAUUUUUGUAGACUUCCAAAUGUGCGUCUACACAACGCCGGCACUCGAUCUUCAUUAUUUUCUCAAUACAAGUCCUUCCAUGGAUGUCAUGGAAAAUGAGAGAAAUACUCUAUUAAACGAAUACCUUGGCACCUUGUCGGCGACUAUGAAGCAACUGAACUGCAAGACGCAGCCGCUCACCAUGGAAGAAUUGAAGGCUAUUCUAAAGCGAAGAGCUAGCUAUGGAAUGAUAGCAUCCUUUACGAUUUUACCGCUCAUGCUGUGUAGUAAGAGUGAGUCAAAAGAUUUGGAUGAGAUCAUGAGCACGGGUACUUUUAUAAAUCCAGGUUUACAGAGUGAUAGUUAUAAAAAGUUAAUGAUAAAGAAAAUUCCAUUGUAUGACGAAUGGGGUUUACUAGGAUAAUUCUAUAUACGUAUGUAUAUGUAUACAGGGUGAGUCAUUUUAAUCUAUGGACCCGAAUA